UGCAGGAGAAUGAACUGAGCAAGUGAAUGUGUAAAUGGCCAAAGAGUGGCUGUGAGUGAAGAUAGCAGAGAUAUUCUCUGUGAGUGCUGCCAAACCCUCAGUCAGAGCUCUUUAGCUUUAACACCCUUCGGGCUGACGCUUGUCAUCUCUUGGCUUGCUGGAAUCCCUCUUAGGUGAGCAUGCUGAAGCGCAGGCAGGACUCGCUGACUGAGCAAAAAAGGACUCUGUAAGAAGCCUGAAUUGCUACUUUAAACGUGUUUAAAACCUUUAACUCUUUUCGUCCCACUUGAAUCUUAUUUUACCUCCCUUAUGUUAUUUUACCACUGCAUUUACCAUUGUAACUGCUCUGUUUUUUAAAUGAUUCCCCUUUGGAGUUAAGUGAAUCAAGUUUGUGAUUGCACCAGGGCAAAAUUUGCUUGUGCUUUGUGUCAGCACCAAGAGCCAAAGCAAAACUGCAGCCCCAAACAUCCCCACCAGGAACAGUCGGACAUGGGACAGAAUUCCUUGAGAGGCAGCUCCGCUGGCUGCGCAACAGCCUGGCUGCCCAGUGCUUGCUUUUAUCACAUGCUGGGACAAGGAUCACGUGAAGAGGCGGGGAGUCAGCCCUGCAGAGCCUGGUGGUAUUGUGGUCUGCUGGUGGGAUCCUGGGAGCCUCUGCCCCUGAUGGCAUUUGUAAGCCAGCAUCAGAUCCAAAAGUUCCAUGAGGAUGGCUUCCUUGUCCUAGAGCGUUUUUUCACCGCAGAGGAGUGUGACAGCAUGAGGAGCCAGAUUCAGAGAAUCAUAGCAGAGAUGGAAGUGCCACCGCACUGCCGCACUGAGUUCUCCACCAAGGAAAAGGAGCAGCUCCAGGCACAGGGUAGCUCGGAUUAUUUCCUAACCAGUGGAGACAAGAUUAGAUUCUUCUUUGAGAAAGGUGUUUUGGAUGAGAGAGGUAACUUUCUGAUUCCAAAGGAGAAAUCUGUCAGCAAGAUUGGCCAUGCUUUACAUGCUUAUGAUCCCGUCUUCAAGCAAGUCACCCACUCCUCCAAGGUGCAGGAAUUGGGAAGAAAAUUAGGCCUUGAGAGACCAGUAGUUGUGCAAAGCAUGUAUAUCUUCAAGCAACCUGGCAUUGGUGGUGAAGUGACACCACACCAGGAUGCCACCUUCCUGUACACAGAGCCCCUGGGCAGGAUCCUGGGGUUCUGGAUCGCCCUGGAGGAUGCCACGCAGGAGAAUGGAUGCCUGUGGUUCAUUCCUGGCUCUCACACCAGAGGAAUUACCCGGAGAAUGGUCCGUGCAGCUUCAGGUAGCUCAACAUGUGUAGAGUUUGUAGGAUCAGAUCCGGCCUAUGAUGACAACCAGUUCAUACCUCUGCCUAUAAGUAAAGGAGGACUCAUUCUCAUCCAUGGCGAAGUUGUCCAUAAGAGUGAACUCAACAGCUCAGAGUCUUCUCGCCACGCAUUCACCUUCCACGUGAUGGAAGCCAAAGACACCAGCUGGAGCAAAGAGAACUGGCUCCAGCCGACUCCCGAGCUGCCUUUUCCAUCGCUCUACACUUGAAGCUAGUGAUUGGCUUUUGGAGACAAUAGCUGGUCAAUAUUCCUUUCUGAUCAUUCAUUCCCUUUAGAUACAUCUUUCACUAGGUCAGCUCUUGAGAUUAAUUUAUCCUCUUCUCAGAACAAGGACCCGUGACAUAGCCAAAUACCCCUGCAUUAGACAAGUUUCUACUGCAGUAUGAGCCCUAUUAUUGUAAGAAUAGCCACCCAGUCCUUUUGGUAAGGAAACCUCUUCAGUGUUGAGAAUAGACCAUUAAAGACCACUGCACCUUGACUGGGACCAGUUAAGAAGUAUUUCUUCUUGCAGACACUGUAUUCCUUUCUGCUGAGGUCAAGAGCUUGUCUAGUGCAAUCCUUUGCUGUGUCAAUCCCAGCAAUGCAGGUGAAUUUGUCACGUAAAGACAGCUGACUUAGGUCUUUGUCCUAUUACUUGAAUAACAGUGAUUAAAAAUAAUCUUAUUGUGGGCAAAAUGAAAUAGGAAGUCUGCUUCUAUAAUCAGUCUUUUAAAUAUUUCUAGUAAACUGUAGCUGAGUGUUUGA
Molecule: messenger RNA, 2075 nt
Organism: Neopsephotus bourkii (Bourke's parrot)
Lineage: Eukaryota; Metazoa; Chordata; Aves; Psittaciformes; Psittacidae
Gene: PHYHD1
Product: phytanoyl-CoA dioxygenase domain containing 1
Exons: 11
Coding region: 490-1539 (349 amino acids)
Source: RefSeq, a predicted model, not a curated record